Molecule: messenger RNA, 2149 nt
Organism: Condylostylus longicornis
Lineage: Eukaryota; Metazoa; Arthropoda; Insecta; Diptera; Dolichopodidae
Gene: Non1
Product: nucleolar GTP-binding protein 1
Exons: 1
Coding region: 91-2034 (647 amino acids)
Biological process (GO): ribosomal large subunit biogenesis
Cellular component (GO): nucleolus
Molecular function (GO): RNA binding; GTPase activity; GTP binding
Source: RefSeq, a predicted model, not a curated record
GUUGUUUUCCUUUUUCUUUUCGUAGUAGGUUAAACAGAACCAAAGUUUUUUUUUUUUUGAAAAGAAUUGCUAGCAAAUAUUUUAUUCAAAAUGAAUUUGUAUAAUUUCAAAAAAAUAAUGAUAGUUCCGCCGGCGAAAGAUUUUAUUGAUGUAAUGCUUUCAAAAACCCAGCGGAAAACACCAACAGUUGUACACAAGGGUUACAAAAUUUCAAGAAUACGUGCGUUUUAUACUAGGAAAGUUAAAUAUACUCAACAAAAUAUGUAUGAUCGUUUGUCACAAAUAAUUCAAGAUUUUCCAAAAUUAGAUGAUGUGCACCCAUUUUACGCCGAUUUAAUGAACGUACUUUAUGAUAAAGAUCACUAUAAAUUGGCCUUAGGGCAACUAAACAACGCACGAAAUUUAAUAAAUAGUGUAGCUAAAGACUAUGUACGUUUAUUGAAGUAUGGUGAUACACUUUAUCGCUGCAAACAAUUGAAAAAAGCUGCUCUUGGACGAAUGGCAACUAUAAUAAAGCGUCAAGCAUCUAAUCUUACUUAUUUGGAAGAAGUAAGGCAGCACUUAUCCCGGUUACCAGUCAUAGAUCCUUAUUCGAGGACAAUGAUUUUAUGUGGGUUUCCAAAUGUUGGAAAAUCUAGCUUUAUUAACCAAAUUACCAGAGCGGACGUUGAGGUUCAGCCAUAUGCGUUUACAACAAAGAGCUUGUAUAUUGGACAUACUGAUUAUAAGUAUUUGAGAUGGCAAGUUAUUGACACACCAGGAAUUCUCGAUCACAGUUUAGAAAGCCGGAAUGUUAUAGAAAUGCAAGCAAUCACCGCACUUGCCCAUUUAAGAGCUUGUAUUCUAUACUUCAUCGAUCCUUCAGAACAGUGUGGCUAUUCCAUAGAGGAACAAAUAUCCCUUUUCGAAAGCAUUAAGCCCAUUUUCGCCAAUAAACCUAUAAUAAUUGUUUUAAAUAAAGUUGAUAUUGUAAGCAUUGAAGACUUAGAACAAAAGAAAAGAGAAAUGAUAAAAAAUUUGGAAAAAGAUUCAAUUUCAUUGAUGCAGUCUUCAGCUACUACUGGGCAAGGCAUAAUGGAAGUAAAAAUGGAAGCUUGUGAAAAAUUGCUAUCAUUCAGAAUAGAACAUAAGCUCAAACCCAAAAAUUCAAAUAUUCUAAAUCGACUUCAUGUGGCGUUACCUAAGGAGAGAGAUGAUCGAGUUAGAACACCGUUUAUUCCUGAAAAUUUAAUGCAAAAAUUAGAAUUAAAUUCAUCUAAAAUGGAGACCAAACUGGAAAAACAAAUUGAAGAGGAAAUGGCUGACGAUUACGUUUUGGACUUAAAGAAAAAAUAUACCACAAUUCCUGCUGAGGAACGUUAUGAUGAAAUUCCCGAGUUUUGGGAUGGUCACAAUAUUGCGGACUACAUUGAUUCUGAUAUAUUUGAAAAAUUAGAGGAACUUGAAAGAGAAGAGGGUUUGCGAGAAGAGUCUGAUUUUUAUAAUUCACCAAUUCUUUCUCUUGAUCAGACUUUAGAAGAAAUUAGAGAAAUGGCGAAAAAAAUUAGGGUUAAACGGUUUCAUUUGCGUGAUGAGAAACGUCUAGCUAACAAAAGAAAUAAAUCAACCAUUCCACGACACAAACAACCUAAAGUUCGUGAAAGAAAACUAUCCAACUUUAAAAAUAUUAUGCAAGAUUUGGGUGUAGAUGUUUCUAACUCAGAAAAUACUAAUUUUGCAAAAAGCGCAACAGAUGUACGUAAAAGUUUAGUUAAACCUUCUACGAGUAGUGGUAGACAAGUAAAGCUAGACAAAGAGUCUGGAGCAGUAUUACGAUCAACUGGUUUGCCCAUUAAGCGUGCUUUAGCAAGAAAUGAACAAGGGGUCAAAAACGUCGUUAUGAAGAAAAAAUUGAAAAUAUUAGCUCAAAAAGCUGUCGCUAAAAAAGUACGAAAAUUGGCUCUUAAAGGAGAAGCGGAUCGUUUCAUAGGCAAUAAAAUGCCGAAACAUCUGUUUUCUGGUAAGAGAGGUGCUGGAAAAACGGACAGGCGAUAGUUUAAAUGAAAAAUGAGUAUGUUCAUUAUAAUGUACUAUUUAAAUUCUAGAAUAUAAAAAAAAUUUUGUUAAGAUCAACACAAAAUAUAAGUAUGUAUAUAUAAAAUUUGGUAUA